UGUUUGAGAUGCCAGUCGAGUUUACAAGGAGAGAGAUGUGUCCACACGGAGAGGACACACUUUACUGACACACAGAAACACUUUCACUCUCACUUUGUCAUUUGAAAUCAUCUCAGCGGCUCAAACUGAAAGCCGCCGCGGGGACAGAGGACCAGCAGCCCGGACAGCAGCAGCCAUGGCCCGGCCGAAGAAGAAACCCACCCUGGGCUGUGUAGCAUGAGGCUCUGCGGGGGGAAACGGCUGGAAGACAUCAGCUCAAACUAUACUUUUAAUAAUAAUCAUAAUAAUCAUAAUAACAGAAGGAGAAGAAGACACAGAGGAGGACAGGCUGCCAGAGAGCUACAAGGUGACAUUUAAAGAAGAAGAAGAUGAAGAUGGGAGGAAGAGUGGAGCUGCUGGAGGUCUGCUGCCUGCUGCUGCUGCUGAGCGGACACUCACACUGCAGAGAUUCUCCGCAGACACAACACCUCUCCUCCUAUCAGCUGACCGUCCCUCAACCAAUCGGAGGCCGGCUGAGGCGGGACCUGGACGGACGGCCGCCCAAUCAGGUGUCUUAUGUGAUCAGAGUGGAAGGAAACGACCACGUGGUUCGUCUGCAGAGAAAUGAACUGCUGCUUCCUGCAGACUUCACUGUGUUCUCCUACAGUCAGAAUGGAUCACUCAUCACAUCCAGACCACCUGUACAGGAUCACUGUCACUAUCAGGGCUUCGUUCAGGACAUGGAGGGUUCAUCUGUCGCUAUGAGCAUCUGCAACGGCCUCAGAGGAGUUUUGCAUCUUGCCGACGACAGCUACGGCAUCGAGCCGUUAGACUCCGCCCCUGACCAGCACCUAGUGUACCGCCUGCAGGAUGUGACAUCACAGCCGCGAGGGUGUGGCACGCCGCACGAUAAAGAGCAUCACCACGGAAACAACUCCACGGAGCACGCUCAGUACGAGACGGAGGAAAUCCACCACAGAGGACACAGCAGGAUGAAGCGAGCUAUUCUCCAUCAGACUCACUACGUGGAGCUGCUGCUGGUGGUCGACUACGACAGGUAUAAUUAUAUGAACAAGAACGAGACAGCAGUGAGAGACGAGAUGGUUCAUCUGGCCAACUUUGUAGACAGCAUCUACAUCCAGCUGAACGUGCGGGUGGUCCUGGUCGGUCUGGAGAUCUGGAACCAGCAGAACCUGAUCGUCACCGACGGAGCCGCCGGGGAGGUUCUGAGCCGCUUCACCCAGUGGAGAGAGAAGGAGCUGGUGACACGGCGACGCCACGACUCAGCACAACUCAUCCUGAAGAAGAGUUUCGGGGGAACGGCAGGAAUGGCGUUCGUCUCCACCGUCUGCUCGCGGAGCCACGGGGGCGGGAUCAAUGCGUUCACCAACAACAACAUCCCGUCCUUCGCGUCCAUCGUGGCUCAUGAGCUGGGUCAUAACCUGGGGAUGAACCAUGACGACGGGCGGCCCUGCAGCUGUCUGGAGAACCCCUGCAUCAUGAACUCUGGAGCCACAGGAUCCAGGAACUUCAGCCGCUGUAGUGCUGAUGACUUUGAGAAGAUGAUCCUGCUGACGGGGGGAACGUGUCUCCUGAACGUCCCGCGGCCUGACGAGGCCUACAGCGCCCCCUACUGUGGAAACAGACUGGUGGACAUGGGGGAGGAGUGUGACUGCGGAUCACAGAAGGAGUGUGAGGAGGACCCGUGCUGUGAGUAUCAGACCUGUAAGCUGAAGUCUGGAGCUCAGUGUGCGUACGGAGAAUGCUGCUACAAAUGUCAGUACCUCCCUGGUGGAUCAGUGUGUCGCUCCAGUACAGAUGAGUGUGAUCUCCCUGAGUACUGUAACGGCACGUCGUCUCUCUGUCAGAGCGACGUCUUCGUCCAGAACGGGCAGCCAUGCAGGAAGCAGCAGGCGUACUGUUACAACGGGAAGUGUCAGCACUAUGACGGACAGUGUCAGGCCAUCUUCGGCUCCAAGGCUAAAGCUGCUCCUGAGAUCUGUUUUAAGGAGGUGAACAGUAAAGGAGAUCGCUUCGGCAACUGUGGUUACCAUAACUACGGUUUCAAGAAGUGUGAGAGCAGAAACGCUCAGUGUGGGAAGCUGCAGUGUUCGAACGUCCAGGCGGUGACCGUGUUCGGCAUCGAGCCGUCCAUCAUCAGCACGCCCAUCGCCGGCGCCAAGUGCUACGGCGUCGACUUCAUGCUCGGCUCAGACGUCCCCGACCCCGGCAUGGUCAACGAGGGCAGCAAGUGUGGGGAGGACAAGGUCUGUAUGAACUUUGAGUGUCGCAGCGUCGACGUCCUGAAAUACGACUGUGACCUGGACAAGAAGUGUCACGGACACGGGGUGUGUAACAGUAACAGGAACUGUCACUGUGAGGACGGCUGGGCUCCUCCUUUCUGUGAGGUCAAAGGUUACGGAGGCAGCAUGGACAGUGGACCCACCUGGAACGAUAAGGACACGUCCCUCAGAGACGGCCUGCUCGUCUUCUUCUUCUUCGUCCUUCCUCUUCUUGCUCUCGGUGCGUUUGUUUUCCUCCGUAGGAACGAACUGCUGAGACGCCUCGGACUGAACCGCAGGAAGAGAUCACAGGGCUACCAGGCUGACAGCGCAGCUGCAGCCAAUCCCAGCAGAGCUCCGCCCCCCAGAGCACAGCCGCCAUCGACCCGCGGGAACGCCAACAACAUCGUCCGAGACGGGCACCACGCUCAGCUACUGCCACCGCAGGAGGUGGUGGAGACCAACAGGACAGCUCCCUCCUACGCUGCCAGGCCUCCUCCUCCUCCGCUAAAACCGAAACCUUCUGCUGCAUCUCAGCCUCUGGUGCCUCAAAGACCCGCCCCCGCUCCGCCUGUUUAACCAAUCAGGGGGCCCCACCCAGCACACCUGGACGACUCCCCGCCCUCCCCUCCCCUGUCCUCUUCAACCUCGGUCCCCACCGCUCUAAACAGUCAGGACAGGAUUCUGGAGCAGGACGGCUCCGAUAGCCGAUCCUGUAUUAGGAACGGAACCCAGUCAGCCUGGACUGGACCACAACAAACAGGAACUGAAGCAGCUACUGGUUUUCUUUUCUUUAUAUUUUUAAAGUUCAGUCUGGAGACAAAACUCUAUCAGGUGACACGUCAGCCAUGUCUUCAGGGGCCGCAUCCUUCCACGAAGAUCGCCUGAUGACAUCACCAGCUACUCGGGCCCCACCCCGCCCCCACCUCCUGUCACCUAGCAACAGGUUAAUAAUCUUGGGAUAGUCUGACCGCUGUGUCUGGACGACCCGGCCCCCCGUCACCAAACCAGCCAAUCAUAUUCCACAUCCUGUUACAUGUUACACCUACAAGCCAAAUACUCCAAACCAACACUUAGUAUUCCUGCUGCUCAUAAUUUCAUUUAUUUAUCUAAAUGUUGUUGUGUAGCUUACAAAUCACUAACAUGGGUCAUGGUUACACACUCACAGCUAAUGCUAAUUAGCUGUGAGUGUUUCUCAACUGUCAUAAGCUAAUGCUAGUUAGCCUUGGAGAGAAGUUACUGCUGAGUCACACCAAUCAUUUAAUCAUUUUCAUAAUUUAUAGCGCACUAGUUUUUGGGAGCUAACAAGCUAACAAGCAGACUUACACAGUUAAGAGCUACUUAGCUACAGUUUCCCCUAAAAGUGAAACCACUGCUAGCAUUAAACAGUAUUUACUGUAUAUUUAACUAGCAGGGUUGCUACCUGUUGUGUAGCAGCUAAGCUAAGUCAGCUUAAGUUAACAAACUAAUGCCUGUCGGCCUUAUUCCCAGUUAAACAGCUAUCAGUGCUGAGUCACUGCCCAUUAAAUCAUUUCAUCACUUGUAUUCUGGCUAGCUUGCUAACUUUUGCUUGCUAACAAUGCUAGCAUGCUUACACGGUUCUUAAAUUUCAUGCUACAUGCUUGCACUAUAAAUAUCCUCUAUAUAUCACUGUUAGCAUGACUGUUUUGGCUAUUAGCUCACAAAAACUGCAUUAUUUUUUGUAGGUUAACUGUUAUUGGAUCGUGCAGCUUUUUUAGCACGUUACCAUCUAAUGAACAUAAAAUCCGUAUAUGCUAUAUUUACGGUCUUCCAUUUCAUGGUCUGUUACAUUUGAGUGUGAAAGUAUAACCACUAUAAAAACUGAAUAAUGUAACAAAAAACACCUUAACAGUAAGGUUCAGGGUCCGUGUAUCUUUUGGAAGAGGAUAAACUUUUUUUACGGUCCGAUUUACCAACCAUUAUCGCUUUUAUUUUGUAAAUGACAACUUCCGGUUGCAGAAUAUGAAAUAAGGGACGUUUUUUUUCUAUUUAAAUUUAAAGUUAUUAUAACUAUAAAAUGAAAAUCAAAUACAUCUUUAUCUAUCCGUCUAUCCCUUUCUGACCCGGAUGAAGUAAAAAGCCUUGUAUUUUUAAUUAAGUGUUUGUAUUUUUAAUCGAAAAUCAAAUAACCACUCGUAUUUAGUUUUUGAAAAUGAUCCUUUUGUGAACUGCAAUUUCUAUGACCAAAAGAUACACGGACCGUUCAGCUAAGUUACAUGCACAGAGACAUGUUUCUCUCUGAUUGGCUGGUUUGAAGACGCAGAGGUCACUGGAGGCGGAGGUCACUGGAGGCGGAGGUCACUGGAGGCGGAGCUCGCUCUCUGACCGUCUGUCUUUCUGUUUCUGUCUCUGAAUCAAAGCACUGGUGCCGUCUUAUUGCACUUCCCCUCUGCUCUGCACUGUCAUAGGAAUGUAACGCACCCGUCCUGCUGCUGGGUCUCCCUCUCUCUCUUUCUUUCUCUCUCUCUCUCUCUCUCUCUCUCUCUCUCUCUCUCUCUCUCUAUUAGGAAUUGUAAAAUCACAGUAUGCAACGCGGCGUGAGUGCAGCGCUCCUCUGGAUCUGAUCUGUGUGGUACCUUGAUGUUUGUGACUCUCUGCAGGGAAUUUACGCUCACCUUGUUUAGUUUUAUCUCCAAGCAAACCUCCCCUGAAGCACGUCGACACCAUUCAGUCUGAUAUCUGUGAUGUUCAGAGUAUCCUGCGGGAAACUAAAUGUUCCGACAUCCUGAUAAUUCCAACAGCUCCAAUAGUGGACGUAGUCACAGUAACGUCACCAGUCAGCUGUCUUAAAGCAUCAGGACUGACAUUCUGGCCAGUAGGUAGCUUGGUUAGGGAGAUGUAACCUCCUGGAAGAGCACCAGGCUGAUGCAGAUUUGAUGUACUGAUUAAACAGUGGAAUUCCAGUUUCCAGGUGAAUCACAUGAUUCUGUUGGGUCCAGAAACACAUAUGCGUGGCAUGGCGGCAAAAUAUGGCGUUUUGGCAUAAAACACGAUACUGUAUAACUUGACCAUAAAUUGUCCAAUCUGCCUCAAACUUGUCAUGCAUGAUGAUGGGCCAUCACUGAACAGUUCUACAUAACAAUAUUUCAUAAAGUCGCAGCCCUUUUUCAUUAGCCGCAGCCUCUUUUCCCAAAUAAUGAACCGUUUGUCGUAGAGACACAUGAGGUGUCAGUGUACUCCGCAGAGAGUCCUUGGUUACCUCGGCCCUUCAACGAUCGCUGAUCUGGCCUGGCCGGCUCCCCCGACGGCUCCACUCUGCUCGGGCCUGUUCAUCGCUGCACGCAGCUUUAAUUAUUCAGUUUGGGAUUUUAAAAACAAUUAUCAGAAUUUUGGCCAAAUAAACGUUUGCACUGUUUUGUUGUCUGGCGACUAAAAUAAGAGCUUUAUUUUGAAUUGAUGCCUUUAUUUACCUCAGGCAGGAGACAGCAUACUCUAAUCUGUUGAAUCCUCUGAACCUCACAGAUGACAGAUAAUUAACCGUGCUGAAGUGUGUGAAGGUGGAAACUCUCAGCUCAUCACUGGAACAGCUGCUUUAAAGUCCUGACAGACUUCCUGUCCACGGUGUCACCUGAAUGUGACGCUCAGCCCGCAGAAGGAACAUUUAAACACAUUGACCCUGACCCUGGUGCUCUGUGUGAGGACAACAACAUGUUUUAUCUGCUUUACUGUAUUUUAAUUUGCUGUCUUUGAGUGUUUUUGCACAGAGAUCACACUGAAGGUUAGAACAAGUCACUCAUAGGGCUAAUCAUGUGCCAUCUGACCGCUUUCAUGCCAAAAAAACGAAAAGGAAUCAGAGUUUUAGUGUGUGAGGAAAGAGAACAAACUGUUCACCCUGAAGUUAUUCUGAGACUGAGAGCAGCUGACAGCAGCAUCAGAUUACUGGAAGAGUUUCUGCUGCUGCUGAACGCUCACUUUACAUCCAAUGUAGGUUUACUGUUAAUCUUCAAAUGUUCAUGUUCAGACUCAAACCAACAGACACACACACAUCCACAGACAGACAAACAGACACACACACACACACACACACCACAACCGAAGCACCACUUCCUCCUCGUUAACAUUCAUAACCUUUAAAAUAGAGGAUUAUGAACGAAGGGAUUUUUCUCUUGAAAUGUUUUUCCUCAUUUUACACAAAUCCUGAACUUGAUUAUUGAUAAAAGUAAUUUCAAACGUGCAACAUUGUUUAUAACUGUUACGGAUCAAUGUUUUUUUUCUCAUACUAAAUAUCAUCAUAAUAAUGGGUUUGAGUCUGAACAUGAGAUGUGUGAAAUAAAUGUCUUUUAGGUCAAAGACAGUAUUUUGGGUGUGGGAUAUUUACUGUCCUGAGUUCAGUCUUUCAGGCCUGUAGUUUCACACUCACACUGAAGCUGUCUGUUACUGAACUCAGUCUACAGCAGCUGGAGGUGUGACGGUGUGGACUUACUUCUGUGUCUUUACUAAACAAACAGAAACAGGUUUGAGAGUAAAAACCCUGCAAUUUAAAGACAAUGCUCCAAUAUUUACAUAGCUAAACACAAACAAACCUUUGAAUUUCUAAAUAAACAUUUUUGAUUCACAAAGAACUUUUUUGGAUUUGAGAUUCACAAACAAAACUUUGAACUUUGGAUUUACAAAGAUUUUUCAAAGAAAAAUUAGGUUUCGCAUUGCAAUACAUUUUUAAUCACAAAAGUUUUGUUUACUGUUAAAACUUUUGGAUCCAAAAGAACACAAAGAAAUGGUUUAUUAUACAAACAUAACUUUGAAUCAAUUUUUUUAUUGUAGUGAGAAAGGUUUUCUUAGACCUGUUCUGUUUGAUAACAAUAAGUUCACAUGUAACCCUUCAGGGCUGCAGCCUGGGAGGCAGAACUCAGGGCAGCCGUUGUUAUUGCUGAUAAACCUGUGUGUGUGUGUCUGUGAGCUGCAGGUGAAGGUUUGAUUGGUCGGCCGGUGUCACCUGACCAUCUUGCAAACACACAAAUAAUAAUAAUAAUAUAACCACCGUUUUCUAUUAUAAUAAAUGAUUUUAUAUAGGAUUUGUUGUUUUUUUGCAAUGUAAACACGUUAUCUGUGGUAAUCAUGUUUGUUUCUGUGGAAACCUCGGAUUGAUUUUCUUUUUGGACAUUUUGUCUCCGUUUGAGGUUUCCAUCGUGUUGGACAGUUUCAGGUUACUAUAGCAACGGCCAUGGAGCAGGAGCACACCUGUAAAAGCUGUAAAAGCUGCUGCACAUCAGGCACCACGACGUCCUGCAGCCUCACGGGGUUAUUUAAUAAACUUCAUUACAACAGUU
Centropristis striata (black sea bass) is the source of this 7549-nucleotide messenger RNA. It is a transcript of the gene adam9a, whose product is annotated as ADAM metallopeptidase domain 9. Gene Ontology annotation, biological process: proteolysis. NCBI's taxonomy places the organism in Eukaryota, Metazoa, Chordata, Actinopteri, Perciformes, Serranidae. The record is from RefSeq and is a predicted model, not a curated record. The transcript has 24 exons. Gene Ontology annotation, cellular component: plasma membrane. The coding region runs from base 369 to 2840 and encodes 823 amino acids. Gene Ontology annotation, molecular function: metalloendopeptidase activity.